Microsporum canis CBS 113480 is the source of this 897-nucleotide messenger RNA. RefSeq lists its product as hypothetical. The transcript is spliced from 2 exons. The record is from RefSeq and is a predicted model, not a curated record. Bases 1 to 897 code for a protein of 298 amino acids. NCBI's taxonomy places the organism in Eukaryota, Fungi, Ascomycota, Eurotiomycetes, Onygenales, Arthrodermataceae.
AUGUGGUAUAAUUUAAGCGACAAUAAUUAUGUCAUGUAUAACGCGGCUAAACCACCUCUUCCUUAUUUCCCCGAGCAGGAGUUUACUGUUCGUUCUCACGUUCCUCCACCGCCUACAGAUCUAGACUGUUCCCCGGACCGUCCAGCCCGUCAAGAGAGGGAAGAGAAUGACCCCCUUGCGCGUUGUUUUCUCCAUCCACCUCGACCAGGCUCCGAUGGGGACCAGGUUGUCCGUCUCAAAAUAUCCAAGGAAAUACUGUUGGAGGAUAACCACAAUGCCCAGCUCGGGGUCGUUGACAUUUUGGAGGUCUCUAAAUCUACAGCCAGAGGACCACAGGAGAAUACAACCGUGCUUGCUAAAUUCUAUGAUCCGCUCUACCUCGACCAUAGACAAGACGAUGUCGACCCUUUUCUCGUUGUUGAGCAUAGCUACUCACAUGAGACUGCAGCAUAUGCGACCCUUACAGAAUUACAAGGAACUUUUAUCCCAGAAUACUACGGCUCAUUCACCCUUGAACUGCCUGUUGAUGGAUAUCAGGACAAGCGCCUCGUGAGGUUAACUCUCAUUGAGCUGGUCCAAGGUGUGCCGAUGCGUAAACUCGAUCCCAAGGACGUGUCCCAGCAACAGCGACAACAGAUUAUGAAAGGGAUCAUUGACGCAGAAACAGCAGUUUUUACACGUGGAAUGCUACAUUGCGAUACCUUCCCACGAAAUAUCAUUAUCAAUAGUGAUCCGGGGUCCAAUCGGGGAGUGGCCCAGCUAGUCCGCUCCUCCGCUGGCAUCGACUUCAGUGGCCUUAUUUACAGCGUGAAUUCGACGGUUGGAUUGACUGGGACUGGCAAGUUUGGCUUGAAGAAAAUUAUGAGGACCCCCAAGGCUCCAUCACAGACAAGAUGA